Molecule: messenger RNA, 1350 nt
Organism: Osmerus eperlanus (European smelt)
Lineage: Eukaryota; Metazoa; Chordata; Actinopteri; Osmeriformes; Osmeridae
Product: actin-related protein 8-like
Exons: 7
Coding region: 1-990 (329 amino acids)
Biological process (GO): regulation of DNA-templated transcription; double-strand break repair
Cellular component (GO): Ino80 complex
Source: RefSeq, a predicted model, not a curated record
AUGAUGCUUUGGCUGUGUCUGGCAUACGGUGGUUCGGACAUUACACGCUGUUUCUUCUGGCUUCUGCAGAGGGCAGGCUUUCCAUACAGGGACUGUCAGCUCUCCAGCAGGCUAGACUGUCAGCUACUACAGCAACUCAAGGAGGUCUUCUGUCACCUGGACCAGGACAUCUCAGGACUACAAGACCAUGAGUUCCGCACACGUUUCCCAGAGGCCCCAGCUCUUCUCUACCAGAUUCGACUAGGAGACGAAAAGCUCCAAGCCUCCAUGGCUCUGUUCUACCCCAGCAUGUUUGGGAUAGUAGGCCAGAAGAUGACGUCAUUACAGUACCGUUCCCAAGGCGACUCGGAAGACCCUCACGAUGAGCACUACCUGCUUGGAACCCAGAGCAAACAGGACCAGUCAGCUAAAGGAUCAGCAGACCGCAAGUCCCUUCCCAAAGCAGGGGGUCUGGAGGGGGAGCUGGGCGUCCAGGGCGGGGGGGACCCCUCUGACCCCCGUGGGGGUGGGGGCCACAGCCAGGAGGUAGAGCUGGGCCCCUCCCAGAGUGAAUGUCUGCUGGGAGGGGCCGAGCUGGAGGAGUCCCCCUCCGCCUUGCUGUCCAGGAAGACGGCCAUGUCCCAGUUUGAGGGCAAGGCCCUGGGCCUGGAUAAAGCCAUCCUCCACAGCAUCGACUGCUGCGCGUCAGACGAGACGAAGCGUAAGAUGUACAGCUCCAUCCUGGUGGUGGGCGGCGGCCUGAUGUUCCACCGUGCCCAGGACUUCCUGUUACACCGCAUCAUCAACAAGAUGCCGCCUUCCUUCCGACGGCUGGCUGAAAACGUGGAGGUCAUCACCCGCCCCAAGGACAUGGACCCACGCCUGAUCUCGUGGAAGGGUGGUGCCGUGCUGGCGUGUCUGGACACCACCCAGGAGAUGUGGAUCCACCAGAGGGAGUGGCAGCGCUUCGGGGUGCGUAUGCUCCGAGAGAGGGCCGCCUUCGUCUGGUGACCCCUGACCCCGCCCAGCGGACUCUGCUGGAGUUGGGGUCUCGAGGCCAACCACCUCCACAGCAGGACACACUGGACCCACCCUGACUGAGGGGAUGAGGACUUCAAGAUCACUGUACAGUAACUAUGGCCUUGUCAGGUCAUAUAAACCUGUGUGUACUUGACUCAUGGAGUCUUGAACUGUAAUAGUAUCUAUGGUCACAGCUGUUAGGAUGUACCAUUUCAGGUUGCAGUUCUGACAUUCAUCGUAGAGAUUGUUUGGAUAUAUUUUUGGCUACAUGGAGACUAAUCUUCCAAAUGUCGUAUUCCUAAUGAAUACAUGUUGUUUGUCUUUGUGGAAUAAAGUGAAUGUUUUUUCCAA